AUGAGCUCUCAGAUGCCCUGGGAUGUGCUCCGCGCAGAAACUGUGCGCUCGAUAUGCAGGGAUAUCGGUCUGCAUGCCACUGGCAGACGAGAGGAGAUGAUAACUUACUUAAAGGAGGUAGAGCGAGAUGGCUUGGACACUGUCAAGAACAAGCUGGCAGAAAUGCCCGCAAAACGCAAAAGUGUGGGGCAGGAAUCUCGCGCGAAGCGUGCGAGGAAGGCCCAGCCAGCUGGUGCUGCAGUUGAGGAGGUGUCAGCGGGGAAGAGGCAGACCCGUUCUCGCAGGGCCCCUUCGAAAAGAGCAGCGAGUCACAGCAAGGGGAUUUUUGAAGGGGUGGUACUCCCCGCUACGUCAAAGGGGCGAGCUCCUAGCAAGUCCACGCCCGACCCCGCAAUGCAACCGGACGUGGAAGUGGGCGCUGCAGGAGAGAAAGCAGAUGACGUCGACCCAGGCGAGGAACCCGCAGACGCGGAGAGCUCUUCCUGA
Messenger RNA from Sparassis crispa, 486 nucleotides. RefSeq lists its product as hypothetical. The transcript is spliced from 2 exons. Bases 1 to 486 code for a protein of 161 amino acids. NCBI's taxonomy places the organism in Eukaryota, Fungi, Basidiomycota, Agaricomycetes, Polyporales, Sparassidaceae. The record is from RefSeq and is a predicted model, not a curated record.